Messenger RNA from Trypanosoma theileri, 2880 nucleotides. RefSeq lists its product as uncharacterized. The record is from RefSeq and is a predicted model, not a curated record. The transcript has a single exon. Gene Ontology annotation, biological process: retrograde transport, endosome to Golgi; endocytic recycling. Gene Ontology annotation, molecular function: SNARE binding. Gene Ontology annotation, cellular component: EARP complex. Lineage: Eukaryota; Euglenozoa; Kinetoplastea; Trypanosomatida; Trypanosomatidae. The coding region runs from base 1 to 2880 and encodes 959 amino acids.
AUGGAUGAAAUGCGUGAUGGGAUUAGCUAUGCCUGGAAAGGGGCGAUGCGUGGGGCGAAAAAGGGUUACAAAAUGACAAAAAAUGUGCUGCGCAGUAUUCCUGUUGAUCGGCUUCGCGUGCCCGGUGCCAGCAGUAUGAGGAAGAGCAGCAGUGGAGCCCUGCGGCGUCUCUUUCAGCUGCGGUACGGCGCAGAAAUCAACAACGAGCAUGGUGAGCGCGUUGCGGCGGCGGAGGUGAGUGAUGUGGAGUCGGAGGAGGAAGAGGCCUUAACAGACGAGCAAGUUCACGAGCGGGUGGAAAAGAAAUUCUUUGACAAAUCCUAUGAUGCUAUGAGGUAUGAAAUCACUCAUAUGGAAGUCGUUCUUGACAAUAGUGAUGAUGUACAGCAACAACAACAACGUCAGCUAACAGAAGCGGCAAUACGAGAGUUGCGGCAAAAAUGUGAUGUUGUGAGUGCGACGCUAAAAAAACGGGUCUUGGCAAAUCGUAAGGGUUUUGUUAACGGUGUGGAGGAAAUUCGUCUUAUCAAUGAUAGACUACUGGAGACAUCAAGUGAUUGUAAAAAGGGUAGAAAUUUUAUCCGAAAGGCUAAAAAUGGGGCAGCAGAACAAAUGAAAAUAUUAGUUUACCAUCGUAGGCGUGGUAACUGCGAAGCAACACUUUCACUCCUUAAUGCAAUGAAAGAACUUUGUUGGAAGCGUAAUCAGUUAUUGACGCUUUUAGAAGGUGGUAAACUUAUUGAAGCAGCAGAUCUUUUGCGUGUACAAGGUGAUAUUGAACAAGAAGAUAGAAUUAAGAGGUUACACUGCAUGACUCAUGUCAUAGAUGAGUGGAAAGAAUAUCGUGAUAAUAAUAAGGUACUGCAAAAAUCUCAAGAGACGGCAUUACAAGAAUGUCUAACAACAAAGUUUAUUCCAUCUAAGUACCGAAAUGCUUUUGAGGCAUCAAUCGUAUUGAAGACUGAAAAUUAUAUUCCAAGUCUUAUAGCACAAACUUUUUGGCAAUCAGCAGUGUAUAUACUCACCAAGUCACUUACAGAGGUAUCACAUAUAAAAGAUGAAGAUGCUUGUAUAGCUGAUAUCGCUGCAGCUAUUGAUCCUGAUCACUUGAUGCUUUGUUUAUGUCAAAUGUCAGCUAAGACGAUGGAUUUCUUAUUUCUUUUUACUACAGUGCGAAAAAUGCAUAAUGAUGAUAGUCGUUUGAAUAACUCAUUAGCUUCACUACAUGCUGCAACAUUAAAAGAAAUUACUCAUGUGGGUCAGAAAAUUGGACAUGAUCUUGUAGAAAAAAUUACCCUUGUAUUGGAAAAAUCACGCUUUGAAUAUGUUGAUGUUGAACGAGUUUUACACAUAUAUUUUGUAGUGAGUAUGCUUAUUGAGGCAAUAUCAGUACUAGGUCUUGAAAAGAAUGAUCAGUCCAAUGCCCGUUCACAGAUAAAAACAUCUCUUGUUAAAUAUAUUACACAUCAGUUUCAAGAGCCUAAGGCGGCUCAAAUAUUAAACUUUAUGGCAGAUGAUGCAUGGGUUGUGGACGAUGUAAGUGCACUAGAUAUGCAAGUUGUAGUUCCACUUCAUCCAGAAACAUAUCGGCAUACUGUAAAGGAAGUUAAAUCAUACCUUUCAGAAUCUUCUAUUGAAACCCCAGGUAGUCGUGAAAAUCCCUUUUAUACUACUCAAAUGCUUAUAUUACAAGAUACGGCGCGUACAGUAAAGACAGAGUCAUUUCGUGAGGAAAUUGCCCGCCGUGGGGUACAAGAUGUUCCAUCACUUUUAACCCCAUCAGCAGUGGCAGUAGCAAAUGUACUGUUAGAAUAUGUGGCAAGAAUAGUAGCUCGAUUUGCACCUCUUGCAGCGGAUACACUUUCUUGGGCAGAAGAUCUUAUUUCUCUAUAUCUUUACACAGUGGCUGAUAAUUUUGUUUCUAUUUCAAGAACGGUACAUCUUGAAAAUCAAGGUGACUUUAGUGAAGCAACUCAAAUAAUGUUUGCAGAGAUGCGUAUAGCAGCAGAAAGGACUGUACGACAAAAUACCAAUUCUGCCACAAUAUCUUUUAAUGGAAGUGUUUCAGUAUUAACAUCAGAUGAUGACAUCUCUGCACGUUUUCCCCCUCGUGUUUGGGGUCGUAUACGUGGGAUUAUUACAAGUGAAGCACAUCAAUAUGCGAUUGUUAAUCGAGCUGUGGCUGGACAAUCGUGUAUAACUUUAGUUUAUCUUCUUGAAGCAAUGGUGUAUUCUGUAGCCCCAUUAUUACCUCCUAUUACGGUGGACCAGUGGGUUCAGCGGUGUAAUAAAUUGAAAGCGGUUUCUGUAGAAUUAUUGCAUGUUGGUCUUCAUCGAUUGUGUUUGGCAAUGUUUCCAAUGGAAAACAUUGCUCAGAGUAUUAGCAAACUACGAGGUAAUGAAAAGGAAGUUCAUGCUAGUUCCUACGUUAAACAGUUAGUAGAAGAGAUGAGUGCUCUUAAUGCAAAACGUCACGUUAUGCCAACACCAGAAUUAGAGCGACUUCUUUUAAGGCAUUUUAUAUUUGCUGUACAAACAACCUUAUUAAAGGAAUAUGCCAAAUUAGCUAGAAAGAAGCCUACAGAUGCUCUAAUAAUGCAGAUAUCAGUAGAUGUACAGAGUUUUCAACAACUAGUGGGGGCAAAAUUUGGGAAAGCAGUAUUUGUUCUACCAGAUUAUGUGACUAGUGUAAUAAAAGCCGGUUUUGUUGAAGGAAAAGAGGAACGUUUGGAGUGGGUGAAAACGCGUCACGCAUCUUACUGUGCAGCUGAUCUGGUGCAGUGGUUCUCUGCUGGUGAUCGUACCAUGAAGGUGCAAUUGGAGGACCUUCUAGAAGACUUAAAACAUAAAGAUGCGAUUCCUAUCGUAGCGUUCUGUUAA